Molecule: messenger RNA, 11825 nt
Organism: Rattus norvegicus (Norway rat)
Lineage: Eukaryota; Metazoa; Chordata; Mammalia; Rodentia; Muridae
Gene: Cnksr2
Product: connector enhancer of kinase suppressor of Ras 2
Biological process (GO): regulation of signal transduction; postsynaptic specialization organization
Cellular component (GO): membrane; plasma membrane; glutamatergic synapse
Molecular function (GO): protein kinase binding
Source: RefSeq, a predicted model, not a curated record
UGGGGGCGGGACCGCGCGGCGGCGAGCGGGGCGGGGGGCUCGUGGAGCGCGCGCCCCGCACCCGAGGGCUGCGGAGAGAUAUUUUGGGUGGCAGGAGGCCCCUCGUCAUUUCCGCCGGGCGGCUCGUCGUCGUGCCGGGGGCUCCACUCCCGCGCGCCAGGCGAGCGAGCGGGCAAGUUGGCUGCGGCCGUGCGCCGGCGUCUCUUCCCUUCCCCGCCGCGACCCUCGGCGGCUCGAGCCAUGAACUGAAGCCCCUCGGGACGCACACCCCGGGCUGAGCCGCGGACGCUGCAGCUGCGGUGGCAGCCUGGGCUGGGACAGAGCCGACCCCGGCGCGUUAUCCCGGCCGGCCGGCUGGCCGUCGCCGCUCCCACCGCGGCCGCCUCCGACGCUCCAGCCUCCGGACGGACACACAAAAGCCACCCUCUCCCUGUCGCCCACCCCAGGAGGCUGCGGCCGGCCACUGACCCCACCUGAGGGCGCAGCGGGCUGCGGACUUGGCUUUCUGUCCGAGCUCCGCGUCCCACGCGGCACCAACCCCGCCGCCCAUGGCUCUGAUAAUGGAACCAGUGAGCAAAUGGUCUCCGAGUCAAGUAGUGGACUGGAUGAAAGGUCUCGAUGACUGCUUACAGCAGUAUAUUAAGAACUUUGAGAGGGAGAAGAUCAGUGGAGACCAGCUGCUACGCAUUACACAUCAGGAGCUAGAAGAUCUGGGAGUCAGCCGUAUUGGCCAUCAGGAGCUGAUCUUGGAGGCAGUCGACCUUCUGUGUGCACUGAAUUAUGGCUUAGAAACAGAAAAUCUAAAAACCCUUUCUCACAAGUUGAAUGCGUCUGCCAAAAAUCUACAGAACUUCAUAACAGGAAGGAGGAGGAGCGGCCAUUAUGAUGGGAGGACCAGCCGAAAAUUACCAAAUGACUUUUUGACCUCAGUUGUGGAUCUGAUUGGAGCAGCCAAGAGUCUUCUUGCUUGGUUGGACAGGUCACCAUUUGCUGCUGUGACAGACUAUUCAGUCACAAGAAAUAAUGUCAUACAACUCUGCUUGGAGUUAACAACAAUUGUGCAACAGGAUUGCACUGUCUAUGAAACUGAAAAUAAAAUUCUUCAUGUGUGUAAAACUCUUUCUGGGGUCUGUGACCACAUCAUAUCCCUGUCGUCAGAUCCUCUGGUUUCACAGUCUGCUCACCUUGAAGUGAUUCAGCUGGCAAAUAUCAAACCAAGUGAAGGGCUGGGUAUGUAUAUUAAAUCCACAUAUGAUGGCCUCCAUGUAAUUACGGGAACCACAGAAAAUUCACCUGCAGAUCGGUGCAAGAAAAUCCACGCUGGGGAUGAAGUGAUUCAAGUCAAUCAUCAGACUGUGCCUCUUAUACCUAGAAGUCCCACAAGCAGCGUUGCCACGCCUUCCAGCACCAUCAGUACACCCACCAAAAGAGACAGUUCUGCUCUCCAGGAUCUCUACAUCCCCCCUCCUCCUGCAGAACCAUACAUUCCCAGGGACGAAAAAGGAAACCUUCCUUGUGAAGAUCUCAGAGGACAUAUGGUGGGCAAGCCAGUUCAUAAGGGAUCUGAAUCCCCCAAUUCAUUUCUGGACCAGGAAUAUCGAAAGAGGUUUAACAUUGUUGAAGAAGACACUGUCUUAUAUUGCUAUGAAUAUGAAAAAGGACGAUCAAGUAGUCAAGGAAGACGAGAAAGCACACCAACCUAUGGCAAGCUACGACCUAUAUCUAUGCCAGUCGAAUAUAAUUGGGUGGGGGACUAUGAAGAUCCAAAUAAGAUGAAGAGAGAUAGUAGAAGAGAAAACUCUCUACUUCGAUACAUGAGCAAUGAAAAAAUUGCUCAAGAAGAAUACAUGUUUCAGAGAAACAGCAAAAAGGACACAGGGAAGAAGUCAAAAAAGAAGGGUGAUAAGAGUACUAGCCCAACUCACUACUCCUUGCUGCCUAGUUUGCAAAUGGAUGCAUUGAGACAAGACAUCAUGGGCACACCAGUGCCAGAAACCACACUGUACCAUACAUUUCAGCAGUCCUCUCUGCAGCACAAAUCAAAGAAGAAAAACAAAGGAGCUAUAGCAGGCAAGAGCAAAAGAAGAAUUUCUUGCAAGGAUCUUGGCCGUGGUGACUGUGAAGGAUGGCUUUGGAAAAAGAAAGAUGCAAAGAGCUAUUUUUCACAGAAAUGGAAGAAGUACUGGUUUGUCCUAAAGGAUGCAUCCUUGUACUGGUAUAUUAAUGAAGAGGAUGAAAAAGCAGAGGGAUUCAUCAGUCUGCCUGAAUUUAAAAUCGAUAGAGCCAGUGAAUGCCGCAAGAAAUAUGCAUUCAAGGCCUGCCAUCCUAAAAUCAAAAGCUUUUAUUUCGCUGCUGAGCAUCUCGAUGACAUGAACAGGUGGCUUAAUAGAAUUAACAUGCUGACUGCAGGAUAUGCCGAAAGAGAGAGGAUUAAACAAGAACAAGAUUACUGGAGUGAGAGUGACAAAGAAGAAGCAGAUACUCCAUCAACACCAAAACAAGACAGCCCUCCACCCCCAUAUGACACAUACCCACGGCCUCCCUCUAUGAGUUGUGCCAGUCCUUAUGUGGAAGCAAAACACAGCCGGCUUUCCUCCACAGAGACCUCUCAGUCUCAGUCUUCACAUGAGGAAUUUCGACAGGAAGUUACUGGGAGCAGUGCUGUGUCCCCCAUUCGCAAGACAGCCAGUCAGCGCCGCUCCUGGCAGGAUUUAAUCGAGACGCCACUGACAAGUUCAGGCUUACACUAUCUUCAGACUCUGCCUCUGGAAGAUUCUGUCUUCUCUGACUCGGCAGCCAUCUCCCCUGAGCACAGGCGGCAGUCCACUCUUCCAACUCAGAAGUGCCACCUCCAGGAUCAUUAUGGCCCAUACCCUUUAGCUGAGAGCGAGAGGAUGCAAGUGUUGAAUGGCAAUGGGGGCAAGCCUCGAAGUUUUACUCUGCCUCGAGAUAGCGGGUUCAACCAUUGCUGUCUGAACGCACCAGUUAGUGCCUGCGAUCCACAAGAUGACAUACAGCCACCAGAGGUGGAGGAAGAAGAGGAGGAGGAGGAAGAGGAGGCAGCAGGAGAAAACAUAGGCGAGAAAAAUGAAAAUAGGGAAGAAAAGUUAGGAGACUCCUUGCAAGAUUUAUACAGGGCACUGGAGGAAGCCAGUCUGUCACCACUAGGAGAACAUCGCAUUUCAACCAAGAUCGAAUACAAACUAUCGUUCAUAAAACGAUGCAAUGAUCCUGUGAUGAAUGAGAAGCUGCACAGGCUGAGAAUUCUUAAAAGCACUUUAAAGGCCAGAGAAGGGGAAGUAGCCAUUAUUGAUAAAGUCCUAGACAAUCCAGACUUGACAUCUAAAGAAUUCCAACAAUGGAAGCAGAUGUACCUCGACCUUUUCUUGGAUAUCUGUCAAAACACCACCUCAAAUGACCCACUAAGUAUUUCUUCUGAAGUAGAUGUUAUCACUUCCUCUCUAACACAUACUCAUUCGUACAUUGAGACACACGUGUAAGUGCAUUCUCACUCGAGGCCAUCUAGUACCUGCUGGUACUCUGAAUAAGUACAUAAGGUAGUUUUUUAUCAGUGUGUUGGAUACUUGACAAGCUAUACUUUAAUGUUACCAAACUAUAUGAAACAAAGCAUACAUGGUCACAUUACCACUGUCUUUAAAGAGCAUUUGUAUGUUUUAUAUGCAGUCAGUGCUCAGCUUAUGUUUACUGUGUGCGAAAUCAACUAUCUUUAAUGACUUAAAUUAACUUUUGCAGACAAUUCUGAAAACAGGUGAUCUUCAAGUAGAAAAAACACAAAAAGGCAGUUUUCUAUUUGAAGUCAUCUCUUCUCCCUUUAAGUUAAUUUUAUAUAAAUGAGACUUCAAACGUAAAUCAAAAUUUUUUCAGGUGCAGACAUCCUUGUGGGUGGGAAAGAAUUUAAACCUUUUUAUAUUUAUUAAAAUGUUCUAAGAAUUUUCUUAAACAUUGCACAAAGUUUAAUGCUGUAGUUUUAUUUUUAUGAAAUGUAGGUGUGUAUAAGAGUUAAGCAAACUAGAAGAGCAUGAACAUAAGAAAAGUUCAGGUCAAAUAUCUGUCUUAACAGUCUAUUAACUCGUGCUAACUGGUUAAUGGAGGUUCUAGUCCAAAUCUAUGAGAACACUGCAUGGUGUAUCAGGGCAAAGCUUUGUAAGAUGUUUUUGUAACUAAGACCAAAAUUGAAGAUAGAGCUGCUUUAUUUUCUUGGUUUAAAUCUUCCUUUAUUUUUGUAGUGAUGAAAUGCUGAUUGUGUACAGAAGAACUUAAGAAUGGAUUUUUUAAAACAGACUUAACUCACCCAGAAAGGCAGCUAACAGCUACACCACACACACACACACACACACACACACACACACACACACACACACACACACAAUUUCAGCCCAAACGUGUCUUUUGACUCUUAACUUUUAAAAGACAAGGUAUACACUGAAAUGAGUACAUUUUCCAGGCAGUUUCCAAUUUUCUCUCGGUCUGUAACUAAACUUCUGUAAUUAUACAUCAGGCAAGGAAGCAAAAUGCAGUUUGGUGGUGGCAGAUAGAAGCUACAGUAGAGAAAACAAUGUUGAAAAAUCAUUAAUGGAUUUCUCUACUAAGGAAAAGAGAGGAUGGCAGUCAUUCAGGGAGUUAUUACAUUGAGUAGCCUGAGAUCAAGCACUUAGAGUUUUUCCUAGAGUCCUGAACUGUUUAUAGAGCGGGUGGAGUCUAUGAAAAAGUCCUCUUCACAUAUUGCCAUUUCUGUGUCUAGUUUUGGAAAGUGACCACAGCAUGAAAGUGACUUGCUGCUUUUUAGUGUGUGGCUGCAUAAUAUACAAGUCACAAUUUGCUGUUUUUUCAGGAGGAAAAGACCCUCCUUUACUAUUCUAUAUCCUAAAAUCUACUUCUGAUCAGCUUUAUCCUGUUGCCUGUACAGCUCAGUGAAUGUAUUUACAUCUCUAAGAGUUCAGAUAUAUGCCAGUGAAUAUUUUUGCUGUAGAGAAGAAAGUAAAAACUACACAGCGGGAUCUUUUUCUUUGCUUUUGAAAUCACGUUAAAUCACUCUCGUUUUGCAGACUUUGCACAACUGUACAGGAAAGUGGCCUUUCUACAGCGCAUUUUCAGUAAUCCUAUAUUUAGUCAAAAUGGAUGAGAAACAUGCAUUAAUGUUUGUAUGGAGUUGUGGGUCCCGUGUAAUAUUUUUAUCAUUUAGAAAACCCUAUUUGUAAAAAAAAAAAUUUAUUUACUGCAUGGUUAUUGACGCACAUUAAAUUUGUGGGAUUUUGUAUAUGUAAAAGAAAGAGAGAAAGAGAGAACAAAGAACAAAACCCCUCUUGUGGUAAAUUGAAGUGUGCUUGUUACAAUUCUUUAGGCAUAUUGAUGUUUACUAGACCAAUGUGUAUCUUCACUUAAAAUUAUUUGUACAUGACGGAUAUGUUAUAUACAGUGGACAAACAGCCUGCAAGCAACAGGCAGUUGGUGGGAAGACUAGCUCUGUGGCUAGUAAGCAGCUUCUACUUUUGUAAAGUCAGCUGUUAUUUUACUGGUAAAAAAUUAAACUCAUGAAUUUUGUAAGACUGGUGAGUUAUCAGCCUAGCCUAGCGUGAAAGAGACCUUUUAACACUAUAUACCUGUGCAUUUGAUUGCAUUAGUUUCAAAUCUAGGAGAGAGGCAGCACUGUAAACUGAAGUCAAAUAAAUUCAGCUCUUAAUGAAUCCUUAUAAAGCACCUACUUUAUUCAUGCAAAGGGCUUACCACAUUUUUCUGUGACCUAAUCAUACAGCCACCCUCACUACCACCACCCCAGUUACAAGUUCUCACUUUGCCACCUCACUGAUAGCACAAGCCAGAAGUAACACCUGUUCAGAGCUCACCAAGGUCUCCUCUGAAAUUCUGAAACCUCAAGCUGUCUUCACACUGACCUAAUGUAACCUUGAAAACUUCACCUACUCAUUCCUUUUCUGUGAGCCUUUGGGGAACGAAGAGUGAAACCACCAAAAAUACGCUAAUUUUCUUCUUACAAAUUUAGUGUACUAUGGCUAAAUGAAAUAUAUCUAAACUAAUAAGCUGCCAGUAUAAAAGCAGAUGAAACAGGACAGAAAAAUUAUUAACCAAAAAUAGUUUCUAAAAGAAAUGCUUUUUAUGGUUUUUUUUCCCUCUCAGUUCCAUGUCAGUAUGAAACUGUGAAAGCAGAACUAUAACCAUGGCCCUGCACCAUAAAAAUAAUUUUGGCACAACCAUUCCAUACUGUUUAACAAAGGUGUGUAUAUGCGUACACACAUACACACACACACACACACACACACACACACACACACAUAAACAAACCUUCACAAUUUCAUCCAACACUGUCUACUGGGACUAUUAAUAUAGUUACUGUAGCCAACAAUUUUCUGUGGUUUGUGUGUACUAGUACAUUCUUUGGAUGGGAGAUAUGAAAAUAUUCACAGGUACUUGAAAAAACAGCUUAGGGGGAGAAAUAAGGUCCUAUUUUAUUUUCCGAUUCCACCUGUAGGCCAGGAUGAGUCUGUCUUUCUGAGAACUCUUCGGUUAACUAAAGCUGGUUCAUUAUCUUUGCAUUUGACCAUUCCUGGCCGACUUUUGCAGUUGAAGGGGAAUAGUUAUUCUUUGGUCAAGGCCUUGUUUGCCUCUUUACCCUUCAGAAUUACUCUAUCAGAGUCCUCUCAGGGGAAAAAAGCCUUGCUCUUCAGGCAAGGUCAAGAACAAUUUUCUCUUGGAUCCUCUGAAGACUGGACUCACCCAUUCAAUCCAGCACUAAAUUUGGCACCUCUCCAAUCUCUCCCUCCCUUGUCUCCUCCGCACCCUCUGCCAGCUGCAACACUGCACACCGAAGGCCACUCCAUGCCCAGGGUAGCACACAGCCUAUGUCUUCCCAACGGUCCAGGUCAAGGUCAUAGCCUACUACAUUACGGGUUGGCACCUGGCGUGAAUCCCGCCACUUAAGACCACCCAACAGCAGCACUGUCUCUUCUACCACAGCAAGUCCGUAGCAGAAGCGGUCAUAGGGUAGUGACCGCAACCGAGUCCACUGGUCUGUGCUGGGAUCAUAGCGUUCAAUCUCAGAGAAGGGCUCAUAUCUUCCCAAAAACGCAAACACUGCACCUCGCAGCACCGCAAGGUAGUGCCCAUAACGAGCUGUGCCCAUGGGUGCCCUCUUGCUCCACACUCUCUCUCCAGGGCUAAGGGAGUACAUAUCCCGGAGGCUACUGGUGCCUCCUUCACCUCUCCCAGCCUUGCCCCCGGAGAUGUAUACAACACCAUGGUCCCCAACAGCACCUGCGUGACCAUGUACUGCCCGAGGUAGCUCCCCAGCUGCCACCCAGCGGUCCCUGCGAAGGUCAUACAUCUCCACUGAGGCCAGUGCCUCACCACAGGUGCCCAGGCCUCCAACAGCCAGGAGACUCUCGCCUACCACACCACACCAGAAGUAGGCUCUUGCUUCUCUCAUGGCAGGCACCUCUGUCCAAGUGUGGAAGCGCGGGUCAUACCGGUGCACUAAGGCUGUGACUGACCUUGAGCCAUCAGCCAGGGAACUAGAUGGGCUGCCAGAAAGGCUCUCCCCUCCAAGGACAAAUAGGAAGUUGCCGAUGGUACAUACACUGUGGCCUAGCAGUGGUGUAGGCAGCUGUGUUAAGGUGUGCCAGCUGUGGUUGUACACAUCGAAGGACACUACAUCCUGAGUGAGCUCCCACUCCUUCUCCUCCUCCAUCUCUUCUUCCUCUUCUCCCUCCUCUUCCUCUGGUUCAGGUGCAGGGCGCCGAUUCCGAACUACCUCUGGUAGGACCAUGAUUUCCUCAGUUACAGUCUCCCUAGCUCUGAGACCACCAACUAAUAAGAUACGGGUCUGGGGACUCCGGACACUGGUCUGUUCUCCCUGCAGAAGCGGCUGGCUGGAGGGUGCUGUGUGGUAAUUGAGGGCCUGGAUGAUGAGGCUCUUGAUCCUAGUAGGUAAUAUAAGACCAGAGCCCGAGUACAUGCGCCGCAGGACACUAGCAGGCACCAGGCCAAAGCGUAUGCAUCCAAGCAGUGUUGAACUAUGUGCCAGGCGCUGGGUCGUGGGCUCCUGCUGCAGCCAGGCUAGUGCUAGGCGCAGCAGCCGCGUCUCGGCCACCCGUGCUACAUUGGGGGCACCCAGCACAGCCUUCAUUGAUAUAGGAUUGAGUUCCAACAGCCCCGAGGGCCCAGCGCCCAUCAGUAACAGCUCCCCCAGGUGGCGCACAAUACAGUGCUCUGCUGCACCUAGGGUGCGGGCCAGGCCAAAGCGAGCUGCCACAUUAGCAGUGAAGCAGCAAUUCUCUGGGGUAAGCUGGCGUUCCAAGUAGUGGGCACAUAGUCCUAAGGCCUCGGUGACUUGCAGGUAGCUGGCAGCCUCCAGAGUGUCCUCCACAGUGUCCAUGGAGAGGGGCAGCCAGGCAGUGUAGAUGAAGUCCAGCAGGCGCUGUAGGCCGGCCGCUGAAGGCACAUGCAGGUGAAUUACGCGAGCCCGCGAUUCCUGAGUGUGACUCUUGAACAGAGCCCUGAAGUAGUCGCUGGAGCAUGCCAGAAGUGACCUGUGUGCUGGGAACUCACUGCCCUCAGCCUCCAGUGUCACAUCGCACAAGAAGCCCUCAGCGCGUAGGGCCUGGUAGCCAGUGAGAAGAGAACUGCCGUGGGCUUUACAGUAAGACAGGAAGUAACUCAUGAUGCCCAAGGCGGGAAGCUGGGAUGGAGCCAGCCAGGCGCGGCUGGAGACAUCCCGUGACACGGAACCCCCACCUCCGCUGUCCAGCUGCAGAGCCCCUAGCAAAGGCUGAUUUUUGCCUGCUCAGCUUAAAACCUAGGGUUCCUUCAUCCAGAUUUGGCGGUUGCUUCGUGCCCCUCUCACACAACGUAAGAUGUAGAGACAAUUUCCAGAAGCCUCUAGUAGCAGAGGGUGUGGAUUUCGGAGUCUUCUCGGUAAUACUAGACUUGGUUUCAGCCGUUGGUGAGCAUGACAGCACGUUGCCCAGAGCCGCCUCCCCUACACAAUUUGAGGAGCCCACACUUGCACACCAGAAGCGGCAGUGGCCGCGCACCAUCACCUGGAGAGGUCGAGGGUGCUGGAUUUCCAAAAGGCCAGAUGCGUGGAUGUGACCCUAUAGUGAGUGGCCCGGGAAGGCAGGAUGAUAGCUCUGAAACUCCCGGUCGUGGCUGCUCCGUAGACACUCGCGCAGUCCCAGGACAACUGGCUAGGGGACUGGGGGUGAGCUUGUUCUGAGAGAACGAUCAAAUCAAAGCCUGUGGCACUGAGGGGAGCGCAGGUCAGCUUUGAGGAUUGGGAGCGUGAUUGGGCGCUGCACAUAACAUGCCGGUAGCUCACAGCGACAGGAAUAGUGCUCGCCUUGGCCGGCUGGCUCUCGGCGACCCGCCCCGCCCCGCUUCCCAGCUGCUGGCUGCUAAUCGCUCAAGGGCUCAGCAGGAAGCUUCCUGAGCCAGGGCCCUGACUUCUGUGACCUGACUGGCCUCCAGUAACCGCGGGGAGCGGAGGUGGGGAACAUCCCCUGGAAUGCUGAGCUGAGGGAGGGGUAGCAAAUGCUAAAGAAGGGGCGAUUCCCUUGGGACUCUAGUCCUGGUGAUGUGUAGACAGGAUACCUAGAUAAGCUGAAGGCCCUCUUGGUGAACCUUUACAAUGGGAAAAGGAGCCUCAGGCUCAUCUUUCGGCUUUGAAGAUGUACUAGUCAAGAGCAAGCUGGGAUUAAGAGGCAAUUUUGCGCACUGACACCUAAGAGGAGUCCUCUGCUCAGAGAAGACUCUAGCAAGAGCUAAACCAGAGAGAACCCCAAUCUCUGGGCCAAGUUCUUGUGUCCCAUGUGAAUUCAGGGGCGCUUUCCCUUCCUAACUGCAGACAGUCUCUCAAACUGUCUGGUUUUUUACAUUCCAAGGAAUUUGCGCCCAACCGCUGCCCUCUGACCCCAGAGGAGCUCUCUUUGCUACUCUUGCCCUUGUGAAAACCAUCUCUUUGCAACACAGAGAGCGAAGUUAAAACUCCUCAAAAAAAAAAAAAGUUAUUCCUUCUAGUUUCCUCUCUCUGAUUUCCAUGCUCUGGCUGGCUGCCACAUCCUCAAUGCCAAGACAAGACAAUGGGCAGUAAAGUUGCAAGGCCCAGGAGCGCUGUCGUUUCUGGGGCCCCUCCUCCUCACAAAGUGAUUUUCAUAAGAAACACCAAGCACAGAAAUGGUGACUAAGAAAACCCUGUUCCUCAUCCUACUCGUACAUUAUGAAUUCAUUAAGUGCUCUUUCUUGCCAAUUUAUAGGCUUCAGUUUUGUUUUGCUUCCAGCUACAGUUCAUUUUCCUGGAUUUUGAAAGCAGCCCCUCCAGCAGUCUGUUCCAGAUAAGUCUUUCAGACAGAGUUCUAUUUCACAGAAGAAAAAAAAAAGUCUUAGGAAAGAUAAAAAGUCUGUCAUUUCCUACUUGGCCAGCCAUCAGUGUUUACAAGGUCUCUGAUUACAUAUGAUUCUUUAAUUUCAUAAAAUAUUAGUAAAAAUUCUGCUGAGCUAAAGAGAUAGCUCUGCACUUAAGAAUCCUUGCUGCUCUUGCAAUGGUCUAGAGUCCAGUUCCCAGAACCCACCUGGUGGCUCACAUCCAUCUGUAACUCUAGUUCCAAGGAAUCCAACACCCUCUUCUGGCCUCUGUUGACACCAGGCACAUAAGAGGUGCACAGACAUACAUGCAAGCAAAACACUCAUAGACCGAAAAUAAAAAUAAAUAUUUUAAAAAGUGAUACUGCUGCCAAAGACAGAAUUAAGUUAUAACUUAAAUUACCAAAUUAUAGAGUGUAGGUAGGGCUGGGGUUGUACUUUUGUAAUGCUAAAAAAAUGUUCUAACAGAAAUUCCUAAUAUUAGAGGUACAAAUGGAUUCAGGGAGAGUAUUGUUCCUAUGGAGAUAAAGGAUGGCAUUAAAAUGUGUGGUUCAAGAGUGAAACAUAAACUUACUGUGGCAGCACAUGCCUUUACUUUUAGCAGUAAAGGAGGCAGAGGCUGGUGGGUCUCUGAGUUUGAGGCCAGCCUGGUCUGCAUACCAACUUCUAGGCCAGCCAAUGCUGCCCAGUGAGAACCUAUCUCAAAAAAAAAGUGAAAUAUGACUAUGAUUUAUUUCAUACAAUUCUCCAUUUUCAAUUUAAAUGCCCUUCACUCAAACUAAUCAAAUUUUGCUAGAAGGAAUUUGGGGGAUUGUUAAACCAAAUCUUGACCCUUUCCUCCAAAAUCAUUUUUCUUUUUAUACAAACGUGGCAAGUGAGCUCCAAAGGGAGUAUGGUUUGUCUGAAUGGCUUGAACAUUAAUUUAUUGUUUGGCCACGAACCUAGGGUUGCCUUCCUACUAUAUUAUAUGUGACCUCAUGUAUGAUAAAAAUCAAAUCAUGCAACACACUUUACUCAGCAUUUUACUAACUUAAAAAGACUGACGUGGUUUUUGAAGAGCACAUUGCUCAUACCUGUACUGAAUCCCACCCAUCAGAACUGCCCAUGACAAUGCAUUUGUAUUCAAAGUGUCACAUUACAGAAUUAAAGAUGCUGUGGAAACUCUUGAACUCUUAACAUCAAAAUUCCAGUUUUGCAUAAAAUAAUGUGUUGUUGCUGGCUCAACCUAACAUGUUUUGCCAGAGAAGAUGUGACGGCGUGUGUUACCUGAAGACAUUUUUACAUUAUGUGUGCUUGUAAGAUCUUGUUUAGAAAAUGUAACUGUCAACCCAAAAAAAAAAUCAUUGUCAUUUAAGUAGCAGUUGUGUAGUGUUAGUAUUUUUAUUUCUGUGCAAUAUUAAGUAGUAUUAAAUAAAAAUUUAGUCUCUGUGUUUAAA